UGGCCAGGAUAAUCACAGCUACAUCUGAUGAUGCACAACUGCACUGAGCUGCAUCGAACUGCACAUACUGCGGCGUUUGAAGGUGGUGGCAACGAAACGACGGCAGCCAGGAUGGGCAGGUCACCUCUGCUACGAGCACAGAGAAUGGAAUUUCUCCAGCGGUCUACGAUAGCGCUGGUCAUUGUGGUGUGUGUACUGAAUGCAUCCCACAUCUCUGCCACUGCUCAGGGAGAACAAGAUGACACCGUAGAGGAAACGAAUUCUUAUAUACUGGACAAAGAUCUGCCCAAAUUUGGAGAGCCAAUUCAAAAUCUUACCGUUCCGGUGGGGCGUGAGGCGGUACUGACUUGUGUCAUCAACAAUCUUCAAACGUACAAGGUGGCGUGGCUCCGUGUCGAUACGCAAACAAUACUGACGAUUCAAACACAUGUCAUUACAAAAAAUCACCGCAUGACCAUCGCACAUGUGGAAGGCCGUGCGUGGGUGUUGCGCAUUCGCGAUGUGAAAGAAUCGGACAAGGGAUGGUACAUGUGCCAGGUCAACACCGAUCCGAUGCGUAAUCAGAUUGGCUACCUGAACGUUGUCGUUCCGCCAAACAUAUUGGACUAUCCCACCAGUACCGAUAUGGUCGUGCGCGAGGGCAGCAACGUUACACUGAAAUGUGCCGCUUCCGGUUCACCGACUCCUUCCAUCAUGUGGCGCCGAGAGGGCAAUGAGCCUGUCAGCGCGGGAGCGACCAGUCUGAACAGCUCCACCUUUUCCAUUUCGCGAGUUAAUCGACUGCACAUGGGGGCAUAUUUGUGCAUUGCAUCGAACGGUAUCCCGCCGUCGGUCAGCAAACGCGUCAUGUUGAUUGUUCAUUUUCCACCAAUGAUAUGGAUUCAAGAUCAGCUUGUUGGUGCCGCCCUGGGACAGCGUUUGACUCUCGAGUGUCAAUCCGAAGCUUACCCACGCUCCAUCAAUUACUGGAUGAAGAAUGACACCAUCAUAACGCAAGGCAAACACUUCGAACCAUCAAUUAAGGAGAUCAACAACUAUAAGGUGGUGAUGAAGCUUACCAUUAAAGACAUAAACAUCGCAGACUUCGGAACUUAUAAAUGCGUUGUAAAAAACUCGCUCGGUGAAACGGACGGCUCUAUAAAAGUUUAUCACAUUCCAUCGACCACUGCUAUGGCCACCAGUCCUCCAGCGACAACAACGAUUGCCACCACCACCGAAGCAGUGUUUAGAAAGAACUACAAAAACAAAGUGUAUCGCCCACCGUUGGAUGAAUUUUCUUCCUCAUCCAACAAAAUCACUGAAACAGGAGACAGUGCUGAAACGUGGAAUAUCGAUGGAACGAUUGAGAAAGAUCGUGAUCAUCGGUACAGGGAUAAGGGUGCCGGCUUCAGUGAGGAUCAACGGGAAAAGGAAGCGUUCGUUGAUACUGAAGGAAAUUCACGCGGCAGCCUGAAUGCUGUGUCGUCUAGAAGUGCUCUCCUGAUCAGUGUAUUGUACACACUGUUCGUAGGCAUGGUCAGAGAAUGCCGGUGA
Molecule: messenger RNA, 1533 nt
Organism: Anopheles maculipalpis
Lineage: Eukaryota; Metazoa; Arthropoda; Insecta; Diptera; Culicidae
Product: lachesin-like
Exons: 11
Coding region: 28-1533 (501 amino acids)
Cellular component (GO): neuron projection
Source: RefSeq, a predicted model, not a curated record